Anopheles marshallii is the source of this 1095-nucleotide messenger RNA. RefSeq names its product nucleoporin seh1 (gene Nup44A). Gene Ontology annotation, molecular function: protein binding; structural molecule activity. The record is from RefSeq and is a predicted model, not a curated record. The transcript is spliced from 4 exons. Lineage: Eukaryota; Metazoa; Arthropoda; Insecta; Diptera; Culicidae. Gene Ontology annotation, cellular component: Seh1-associated complex; nuclear pore outer ring. Gene Ontology annotation, biological process: positive regulation of TORC1 signaling; cellular response to amino acid starvation. The coding region runs from base 16 to 1095 and encodes 359 amino acids.
GAGAACGGAAAAAUAAUGUUUGAAACGCAAAUCAUCCACACCGAACAUAAAGACGUAAUCCACGAUGUGGCCUACGAUUACUACGGACAACGCAUGGCAACCUGUAGCAGCGAUCAGUACGUAAAGGUAUGGGACCAAAACGAGCAGGGCGUGUGGAGUGUAACGUCUAGCUGGAAAUCACAUUCCGGAUCGGUUUGGCGUUUGUCAUGGGCACAUCCGGAAUUUGGACAGGUACUGGCAACCAGCUCGUUCGACCGUACCGUCUCGGUUUGGGAGGAAACGGUGGGAGAAAAGACGAAUCCGGCCAUGCCGCCGCUAAAGCGAUGGGUACGUCGUACCAAUUUGGUUGAUUCCCGGACGAGCGUGACGGAUGUAAAGUUUGCACCAAAAUCGCAAGGCCUAAUGUUAGCGGCAUGCUCAGCGGAUGGUGUUAUCCGCAUCUACGAAGCACCGGACAUCAUGAACUUGUCCCAGUGGACGUUAUCGCACGAGAUCAGUGUAAAGAUUCCUCUCAGCUGUCUUACGUGGAAUCCGUCCAUGUUUCGGCUGCAUCCCGCAAUGAUUGCAGCCGGAAGCGAUGAUUCGUCGCAAAGUACCGGUGGCAAGGUGUUCAUAUUUGAAUACAGUGAGAAUGCAAGGCGCUGGGCGAAAACCGAGACGAUUAAUUCGAUCACUGAACCGGUGCAUGAUAUAGCAUUCGCACCGAAUGUGGGACGCAGUUAUCACAUUUUGGCUGUUGCCAGUAAGGAUGUUCAGAUAUUCAACCUCAAACCAAUUCUCGAUCCAACGGCAAACUCGCGACUGGAAAUACAACCCGCGGCUCAGUUUGGGGACCAUUACUGCACUGUAUGGCGAGUAACAUGGAACAUCACGGGGACGAUGCUAGCCUCGACUGGUGAUGAUGGAUGUGUUCGAAUGUGGAAAAUGAACUAUUUAAAGAAUUGGCGUUGUGCCGCGGUGCUUAAGGCGGAAAACUCCGAAUCGGCUCCGGAAACAUCGGUAACUGCUUCGCUAAAGUCUAGUAUAGUGAAUGCAACGGCUAAAUAUUACAAGAGAGGCACAAUCAGCCAUCCGGGGCAAGUUCCACGACAUUAG